This is a messenger RNA of Halichondria panicea, 1797 nucleotides long. RefSeq lists its product as uncharacterized. The coding region runs from base 753 to 1637 and encodes 294 amino acids. The record is from RefSeq and is a predicted model, not a curated record. The transcript is spliced from 10 exons. NCBI's taxonomy places the organism in Eukaryota, Metazoa, Porifera, Demospongiae, Suberitida, Halichondriidae.
CUUCUUUGUUUAGCAUUUAUAAUGUGAAGUCAGCACAAACAUUGUAAAAACGCUACAUCUAGAUAUAACUUCAAUAGAGACUCAGAGUCUAAAAUGGCUAGCUGUCACAGAGUAACAAGAUCUGUCAGCAUUGAUCAUGAAGAGAAGCCACAUAUGAAGUCAGCGCCUGUGCUAAAGGAUCUAAUGAAGGAACUUGUCUCUGUUGUCAACUGGCAACUGCUCAUGAUCAACAUGGGAGUGGAAAAGUUUGAAAAUGAUAAGAUAGAAAUUAAUUUCCGGUGCGAUAUUGAUCGACAAAAACAGGAGGCCUUUGACAAGUGGUUGAGGAUGAAACCUGAUGCUUGCUGGAAGGAUGUCAUUGAUGCUUUGUAUAAAAUGAAUGAUAUCACACUAGCUAGUAGUCUUGCUAGGAAAUACGACUGGAAAGACCCAAGGAAAUUUGUAAACUGGAGUUUUUUAAGUGCCUCAAAGGCUGCUCGCAUCACUGCCAAGAAAUUAGUGAUAUUCCGUGUCGAAGAUUUCUUCCUCACAUUCGUCCUGGAAGAGAUUACUACACCUUAAGAGAUGAAUCAGUGCAACCAAUAAUUGAUGAAAGAUCAGCAGCAGCCAGGACAAAGCGAUUCUCACGUAUCUUACAAACUAUUCCACGCCCCCACAGUCUGGCCGAUUUCUUUAAGAGCAUUGAAGAUAGUAGCAGUAAGAGUGACUUCAGAGUUGGACUUGAAGCAAGGUUUGGACAUGUGUACUUGAAAAUGUACCCAGAAAGUGCAGAACGUCACACAAACUCAACUGAAAAGGAGUGGAUAAGUUCCCAGUUGCUCAAAACAACAUCUUUCAGCACUGAAGUGGAAGAAGCUGAUGUUGAGCAACUGUUCACUGGAAGGGAACAGCUCGGGAAAGAGAUCACUAGAAUAACCUUGAAGUUCAGAGUAGAGGGUCAAGAUGAAGGGGUCUACUCAGCUGUCAUUUCAACGUAUGAAGAUGGGGAUAUGAUCUACCUGGAUGCUGUGUACAGAGAUACAGACACUAAGAAUAAAGCAAGAUUAAAUGUUGCUUUACCAGGACAGAAGUAUGAUUUGAGGAUGUCAGAAUGUUCUCAGUGCAUCCUGUUAGCUGAGCACCAAAACAGUAAUCCAUAUCAGAUGGCUCAAACCAUUACUAAUGCAUUGUGCAGACUUCCGAAUAGAAAGUUUCGUGUCAUUCUCUAUGCGUCCUUUCGAAACAAGGAAAGCACUUGGAAAGUCAAGUACAUUCGACAGCGCGUGCAAAGGCAGUACAAAUGGAAACCAGAGAAAGGGUGGAUUCUGGCCCGGUAUGAUGUCGAUAUCUUAGACUAUGACACAAAGCAAGCUGUUGUUGACUCUGCCCCACUGAAUGAAGGAGUGGACAUUGAGUUUGACUACUCAAGGAAAGAAGUUGAGCUUUGGGGUCAAAACAUAUUCCCAAGAAAUGUUAGUGACACCCACCCCUCAAAAGACAAGUACUACUACAUGGAAGGGAUUGAGGGAGUGCGACUGCCUGGGGGGGAACUCAGGGAGCCGUACAAUUGGACCACUGAGAAACUGUUGAAAGAUUUCGAGGAGUUUCUGGGAGAUGCAUUCAAGAUUGCUCACAUCCUCGAUGGGUCACCUAACUAAAAUGCCUUCUGUCAAUUUUUUAGUUUAUUGAACACUUAACUAUUGUGUACGUCAGAUAGACCACAAAGCACAUAAAGUGGUGUGUGGUGUAAUUAUUAAAUAUUUGUAUAAAGAAUUUUCAAAGUGUACGGUGACUAUUUUUAAUCCUGAAUUCCCAACA